AUGCUCAACGAUAUUAACGACCUUCUUGAUUUAGAGAAGCACAUCGAUGAGAUUGAACAGAAACGAAACACCCUUGCCAAUGAGUUGGAAACAUAUAGAAAUGGGGUUGUCACAAGAAAAAUCCAUGAAGAACAGGAAAGCAUUGAUCUGUUAGCUGAGAGAAUACUUGCUGCGACAGACAACUUGGAAGCCAUUGAGCAACUGAAAACGGAGUUUGGUGAAUUGAGAAUUCUGAAAGAACUAGAAACUGAUAUAAAGAAUAGAAAUAAAAAAAAGGAAACUGUAGAUGAGCUGCAAAAACUCGAACCAGAACUCAAUGAAGUAAUAGAAAGUAAUGAUGAAAAUACCAUUACUGAUAGCAUCAUUAAUCUACAUGACAAAAUUUCUUUGAUCUGCAACGAUGAGGUAAUUCAUCUAGAUGAUUAUAUACAGUAUUUCAUAUUCAAAUUUGAAGAUGAAUUAGUCAGGCCUGUUAUAUCUACAAAAAUGAACGAAUUGCAAGACAAACUGCUAAAAUCAUAUUGGGAUAACCAAAAAAAGAACAGCUUGACCACGAAUCAGAUAAAUGAUCUGCGAUCUAAAUCCAGCGAAUUAUUCAGGUUAAAUAACUGCUUGUUUAAUAAUAGCAGCGAACCUUUAGCAAAUAUGAAAGCUAUUGCGAACAACUUUAAAGUGAGAUUUACUUACCAUUUUCACAACUCUACGACAGACAUCGAAACUUACUUUAAAUUUUUAAAAGAUUAUCUUCAUGAAAAUCUUUAUCAGUGCAUUUCAAUAUUUUAUGACCCCAGUGUAGGACUAUCAAAAGCAAUUAUCCAUCAAGAGUUCAUUAACAAUGUUCUUAAUCCGAUAAGGGAAAAAAUCAGAUCUACACUAUCGACAAAUGAUUUGAAGUCUGCAAUUUUCCUGAUAUCACAAAUUUUAGCAACAGACAAAAUUUUGUCGAAGACGUUUCAUUACCAGGGUAGUGGUUUGGCAAGUUUGAUAUCAGAUGACCAAUGGGAGAAAUGGAUAAAUUAUGAGGAGGAAAUAACGAAGAAGCAAUUUUCCUCAAUAACUGGAAAUACAGAAAAGGAGCUAUUACAAUCAGCUAACAAUUUCAAUGAGUUGAUAAAAAAGACGUAUGUGUACUUAGAACCACUAUUAACUUUAGAAUAUGACCCUGCUCAGAAAUUCAAAUUACAAUGUUGCUCGAACAUCUUCCUGAAUUUAUUCAGCAUGUACUUAGAACAUACACUUGCUGUUGAUACACUUGGCGAAAAAAGAUCCAAAGAUGAAGAAUUACAACAAACGUUGAUAAAAUUGAAUAACUUAUGCAUUGUCGCCAAUAAAAUCAUUGAACUUCAAGGUAUGGAACCAUUUGUAUUAUUGACCGAUAUUGUGAAUAGGAAUGAGGCAAAGAAUUAUAUUUCAGUUUUCCAGGAUAUACUGAAUGAUUACGAGCAAAACAUUCAGAUUGAUAUACAGAGAUCUAUUGUUCACAGAUUGCAGAAACUGCUAAAAGAUACAUUACGAAACUAUUUCAAAAUUACUGGAUGGUCCACAGACUACUCUCAAGAAGAAUUAACUACUCCCAGCUCCGAGAUCAUAGCAGCAAUCAAUCUUUUAACACGUAUAUUUAUCAAGAUUGACACCCUGCAGGUCCCGCCAAGUAUUGUCAUUCAAAUAAAGAACGAUAUUUUAAAUGUGCUUGUGUUGUACUUCACAGAAUCCAUUUUAAAGCUUAAUAAGUUCAAUAAGCGCGGUCUUUUGCAAUUUGAACUAGAUUUUAAUAAAUUAAAGGAUUGUCUUUCUCUGCCUUAUGAUAACUUCAAUUUUAAAGAAAGGAUGUUAACUGAGAUAUUACAUAUUCUCCGUUUAAAGUAUGAUUCAGCACAGUCCCACUUCUACGAAAAGCAAUAUAUUAAGCAAGGAUUAUAUGAUGAUCUUCGAGCACAAAACAAAAUUGAAGUAUUAAAGGACACUGAAAUACAAGACGCACUAUAUAGAAUAGCUUAUGGCAAUAUCGUUGAAUAA
Nakaseomyces glabratus is the source of this 2016-nucleotide messenger RNA. It is a transcript of the gene TIP20, whose product is annotated as Tip20p. Gene Ontology annotation, cellular component: Dsl1/NZR complex. Lineage: Eukaryota; Fungi; Ascomycota; Saccharomycetes; Saccharomycetales; Saccharomycetaceae. Gene Ontology annotation, biological process: regulation of ER to Golgi vesicle-mediated transport; endoplasmic reticulum to Golgi vesicle-mediated transport; retrograde vesicle-mediated transport, Golgi to endoplasmic reticulum. The record is from RefSeq and is a predicted model, not a curated record.